Molecule: messenger RNA, 927 nt
Organism: Candoia aspera
Lineage: Eukaryota; Metazoa; Chordata; Lepidosauria; Squamata; Candoiidae
Gene: NUDCD2
Product: NudC domain containing 2
Exons: 4
Coding region: 48-521 (157 amino acids)
Biological process (GO): protein folding
Cellular component (GO): cytoplasm
Source: RefSeq, a predicted model, not a curated record
AGAUCGGACGAGCGGCAGCCGUGUUUUUCAGGUGGGCGGCCAAGUGGAUGUCGGCGCCGUUCGAAGAGCGGAGCGGGCUGGUGCCCUGCGCCACGCCCUGGGGCCGCUGGUACCAGACCAUGGAAGAGGUCUUUGUGGAGGUAAACGUGCCGCAAGGGACCCGCGCGCGGGACGUGGAAUGCAGCCUGAAGAGCCGGCACCUGGCUUUGGCCGUGGCGGGGAAGGAGGUGCUCAAGGGUAAUCUAUUUGAUUCUACAAUAGCUGAUGAAGCAACCUGGACACUAGAGGACCAGAAAUUGAUACGAAUUACCUUGACAAAAACCAACCGUGAUGCUGGCAACUGUUGGGGUUCCCUGCUGGAGAAUGAGUAUGCUGCUGAUCCUUGGGUCCAAGACCAAAUGCAAAGGAAGCUUACACUGGAAAGGUUCCAGAGGGAGAACCCUGGAUUUGACUUCAGUGGAGCAGAAAUUUCUGGAAAUUAUACCAAAGGAGGGCCAGACUUUUCUAGUCUUGAAAGAUAGGGGUGUCCUUUCAGCUAUAUAUCCUCCAGUUGCCUCAAAAUGACAAGCAUUAAGCUUCAGAGUAGCUUACUGGUUUUUCUGGACAGCUUCAAACCACAAAAUAACUUUUAUGAAAAUUGCACUAAAAGAGUAGUUAAAAAUAAACAUUACGUGCAUAUUCAGAUCGAUAUUAUUUGUAUGGUGACACUGGUGACCAAGGUCAAGAGCACACAUUUUUAGCUGCUACAAUUUAAGCUGUUUAUUAGUAUGCCGGUAAUUUUUUUUUUUUUUUUGAAAGUCUGAGACCUGGCUUAUUCUUUGGUGAAGCAGAUGAGUAAAAAAUAUUACUACCUUAAUGCUUCUGGCUGUAAUUACAACUGCAGCUUUCUCCAGUGGCAAAUCACUAAAAUAAACUUUGAAAUAUGGA